AUGUUUGCCCUGACUGCCAUUAAGGGAGUUGGUCGUCGUUACUCUAAUCUUGUUUGCAAAAAGGCUGAUGUUGAUCUAAACAAGAGAGCUGGUGAAUUAACCAAUGAAGAAUUAGAACGUAUAGUUUUAAUUAUCCAAAAUCCAACACAGUACAAGAUUCCAAACUGGUUUUUGAACAGGCAAAAAGAUAUUGUAGAUGGAAAAUACUCUCAAGUCUUGGCUAAUGGAUUGGAAUCGAAAUUCCGUGAAGAUUUGGAAAGAUUAAAAAAAAUUAGAGCCCAUCGCGAGUACGUGGUCAACACACCAAAACUACUGGUAGACGUGGUAGAACAGUUGGUGUCUCUAAAAAGAAAG
Molecule: messenger RNA, 354 nt
Organism: Racocetra fulgida
Lineage: Eukaryota; Fungi; Glomeromycota; Glomeromycetes; Diversisporales; Gigasporaceae
Source: the annotation of a GenBank genome assembly